CUGCCCACACACACACACACACAUACACACACACGGAACUUAACAUGUCCACACACGCACACACACACAUACACACACAUGCAUAUUAACUUGUCCAAACAUAUGUCCCAUUAGGGUACACAGUCCACACCCCGGAUUGUUUUCUCCCUUCAGUAUAUUGAAAUGGAUUAGGUCCUCCUCGGGUCCAUAAUAUGUAUGUCACUGUCCUUUUUGUUGAUCCCAAUAAGUAUCGUUGUUUUGGAAUAAGUCAAGAUGAGAGAAAAAUAAAAACUAUAUUCAUGCCUUUGCCCUUACUGCUUUACUUUUUUCAAGGGCGAAUCUUUGUUCAAGUACGAUAGGUUACUCGCUAAGGCCUUAGAGAAAAUGUACUCUCAGGAAAUCAUAUCAACGUUGUCAACGGAUUUGAUGGCUAUUCUCGCCCCACCCUUCCAUCCCGAUCAGCACUCGGAAUGGAAGAAAACAAGCGGAACCUUUUGGCACCUGACGCGAGAAGGAGCGAAGGAGAUGGAAACAGAUACCUCCACGCUCUCCAGUUACGAUGAGAAGACAGGAAAAGGAAAACAUAAGAAAGAAAAGGAAAGGAAAGGAGAGAAGGAGACGGAAACAGAUACCUCCACGCUCUCCAGUUACGAUGAGAAGACAGGAAAAGGAAAACAUAAGAAAGAAAAGGAAAGGAAAGGAGAGAAGGAGACGGAAACAGAUACCUCCACGCUCUCCAGUUCCGACGAGGAGACAGGAAAAGGAAAACAUAAGAAAGAAAAGGAAAGGAAAGGAGAGAAGGAGACGGAAACAGAUACCUCCACGCCCUCCAGUUCCGACGAGGAGACAGGAAAAGGAAAACAUAAGAAAGAAAAGGAGAAGGAAGGAGAGAAAGAAGGAAAAGGAAAACAUAAGAAAGAAAAGGAGAAGGAAGGAGAGAAAGAAGGAAAAGGAAAACAUAAGAAAGAAAAGGAGAAGGAAGGAGAGAAAGAAGGAAAAGGAAAACAUAAGAAAGAAAAGGAAAGGAAAGGAGAGAAGGAGACGGAAACAGAUACCUCCAAACUCUCCAGUUCCGACGAGAAGACAGGAAAAGGAAAACACAAGAAAGAAAAGGAGAAGGAAGGAGAGAAAGAAGGAAAAGGAAAACAGAAGAAAGAAAAGGAAAGGAAAGGAGAGAAGGAGACGGAAACAGAUACCUCCACACUCUCCAGUCCCGACGAGAAGACAAGAAAAGGAAAACAUAAGAAAGAAAAGGAAAGGAAAGGAGAGAAGGAGACGGAAACAGAUACCUCCACGCUCUCCAGUUCCGAUGAGAAGACAGGAAAAGGAAAACAUAAGAAAGAAAAGGAAAGAAAGGAGAGAAGGAGACGGAAACAGAUACCUCCACGCCCUCCAGUUCCGACGAGGAGACAGGAAAAGGAAAACACAAGAAAGAAAAGGAGAAGGAAGGAGAGAAAGAAGGAAAAGGAAAACAUAAGAAAGAAAAGGAAAGGAAAGGAGAGAAGGAGACGGAAACAGAUACCUCCACGCCCUCCAGUUCCGACGAGGAGACAGGAAAAGGAAAACACAAGAAAGAAAAGGAGAAGGAAGGAGAGAAAGAAGGAAAAGGAAAACAUAGGAAAGAAAAGGAAAGGAAAGGAGAGAAGGAGACGGAAACAGAUACCUCCACGCCCUCCAGUUCCGACGAGGAGACAGGAAAAGGAAAACAUAAGAAAGAAAAGGAGAAGGAAGGAGAGAAAGAAGAAAAAGGGAAACACAAGGAAAAAGGAAAAGGGAAAAAGAAGAAAAAUAAAGCGUAUUUCUUCAAUAAGCUCAAAACUCUCCUUACCCUCCCGGAAAACUGAUAAGGAAAAAAACAGAUAAGAUAAAAAAGGAAACAAAAAGUUUCCAGUUCUGACGAGAAGGCAGGGAAAGGGACACAGAAGGGAAACUGGAACUGAUGAAUGAGGUGGCCUCUCUCAAUUCACUAUUGAGAGGUUAUAUGACAGUGUCACCCUUUCCUGAUUGGAUGCCCUUCCUAAUCAACCGCGGUUCGGCGCGCUAACACCUGUGCCGCGGCGGCGACUUCCCCUAC
Molecule: messenger RNA, 2053 nt
Organism: Penaeus chinensis
Lineage: Eukaryota; Metazoa; Arthropoda; Malacostraca; Decapoda; Penaeidae
Product: DNA ligase 1-like
Exons: 2
Coding region: 364-1842 (492 amino acids)
Source: RefSeq, a predicted model, not a curated record